CGUCAGUUUCCCUUUCCUUCUCUGUCGUCGUCACCGAUCUCGGUCUACCCAGCCCUAAUGAGAUAAAUGGGUUGCACAUGAAAUGCCCUAACUUCUUCCCAUCCAUGCCUUUGGGGCUUCGAUCCCGCGUGAGGGUCUGAGUCGAUCCCUUGCUUCUUUCCGUUGCUGAGAAUCGGGCGCAGGGUUUCGAUUCUUGUACGAUCUGGUCUCGAUCGCAGGGGAGGAUGUCGAUGCACGAGCGGAAGACGAUCGAUUUGGAGCAGGGAUGGGAGUUCAUGCAGAAGGGCAUCACCAAACUCAAGAACAUCUUGGAGGGGCUCCCCGAGCAGCAGUUUAGCUCGGAGGACUACAUGAUGCUCUACACGACCAUCUACAAUAUGUGCACUCAGAAACCUCCUCACGAUUACUCGCAGCAGCUAUACGACAAGUACAGGGAAUCGUUUGAGGAGUAUAUCACUUCCAUGGUAUUGCCAUCUUUGAGAGAGAAGCAUGAUGAAUUUAUGUUGAGGGAACUAGUCAAAAGAUGGUUAAAUCAUAAAGUUAUGGUCAGGUGGCUUUCACGUUUUUUUCAUUACCUUGAUCGAUACUUCAUUGCACGAAGGUCGCUUCCUCCGCUGAAUGAAGUUGGGCUUACUUGCUUCCGUAACCUGGUUUACCAGGAGAUUAAAGGCAAGGUUAAAGAUGCUGUCAUCUCUUUGAUCGAGCAAGAGCGUGAGGGGGAACAAAUUGAUAGGGCUUUGUUGAAGAAUGUCUUGGACAUUUUCGUUGAGAUUGGAUUGGGUAACAUGGAUUGUUAUGAAAAUGACUUUGAAGCAUAUUUCCUUAAAGAUACAGCAGCCUAUUAUUCUAGGAAAGCUUCCAUUUGGAUUCUAGAGGAUUCAUGCCCAGAUUACAUGUUAAAGGUCGAGGAGUGCUUAAAACGGGAGAAGGAUAGGGUUGCUCAUUACUUGCAUUCUAGCAGUGAACAGAAAUUGUUAGAGAAAGUGCAACACGAGUUGCUAUUUAUAUAUGCGAGCCAACUUCUGGAAAAGGAACAUUCCGGAUGCCAUGCCUUACUUCGAGAUGACAAGGUGGAUGACCUCUCGCGUAUGUAUAGGCUUUUUUGCAAAAUACCUCAUGGCCUGGAUCCUGUUUCUCAAAUAUUUAAGCUGCAUGUGACCGCAGAAGGUACAGCCUUAGUCAAACAAGCAGAAGAUGCUGCUAGUAACAAGAAGGCAGAGAAAAGGGAUGUAGUUGGCCUGCAAGAACAGGUUUUUGUUAGAAAAGUUAUUGAGCUGCAUGACAAGUACUUGGCAUACGUGAAUGACUGCUUCCUGAAUCAUUCCCUUUUUCAUAAGGCUCUCAAAGAGGCUUUUGAAGUUUUCUGCAACAAGGGUGUUGCAGGCAGUUCAAGUGCUGAGUUGUUGGCCACCUUUUGUGAUAAUAUCCUUAAGAAGGGUGGAAGCGAGAAACUCAGUGAUGAAGCAAUCGAGGAGACAUUGGAGAAGGUUGUAAAGUUGCUUGCUUAUAUCAGUGACAAAGAUCUCUUUGCCGAGUUCUAUAGAAAGAAGCUUGCUAGGAGGUUACUUUUCGACAAAAGUGCUAAUGAUGAUCAUGAGAGAAGUAUUUUGACAAAGUUAAAACAACAAUGUGGAGGGCAGUUUACCUCAAAGAUGGAGGGCAUGGUGACUGAUCUAACCCUUGCUAGAGAAAACCAAGCUAAUUUUGAGGACUAUCUCAACAACAACCCUCAUGCAAAUCCAGGAAUGGAUCUAACUGUUACUGUUUUGACGACUGGGUUCUGGCCAAGUUACAGAACGUCUGAUCUCAACCUUUCUGCUGAGAUGGUUAAAUGUGUAGAAGUUUUCAGAGAGUUUUAUCAGACAAAAACCAAACAUAGAAAGCUUACAUGGAUAUAUUCUUUGGGGACAUGUAACAUCACUGGGAAGUUUGAGUCAAAAACCAUUGAGCUUAUUGUGACAACUUAUCAGGCUGCAGCCCUUCUGCUAUUUAAUGCCUCAGAUAGAUUGAGUUACUCAGAGAUCAUGACUCAGCUUAAUUUGACCGAUGAUGACGUAAUCAGAUUGCUUCACUCCCUCUCUUGUGCCAAGUAUAAGAUUCUUAACAAAGAGCCAAAUACAAAAUCCAUUUCUUCAAGUGACAUCUUUGAGUUUAACUCCAAAUUCACUGACAAAAUGAGAAGGAUCAAGAUACCUCUUCCCCCGGUGGAUGAGAAGAAGAAAGUAAUUGAAGAUGUUGACAAAGACAGAAGAUAUGCUAUCGAUGCCUCCAUUGUACGUAUUAUGAAGAGUCGUAAAGUUUUGGGUCAUCAACAGUUGGUUUUGGAAUGUGUCGAACAACUUGGUCGUAUGUUCAAGCCUGACUUCAAAGCAAUUAAGAAGAGAAUAGAAGAUCUGAUCACCAGAGACUAUUUAGAGCGAGACAAGGACAACCCAAAUCUUUUCAGAUACUUGGCCUGAUUCACCUGAUCUCCAGAGGAAACGCCCAUGCCCUUCACCUUUUCUUUCAUGAUUAAGACCAUGGAUGAUACAGCUGUGUCAGCCUGUUGGUGAAAUCUGUUGCUGUGUUCGCCUGACGUUGAUGGCCGGUUUUUGAGACUCGGGGAGGGGCAUCUUCCUUGUACAUUCAUCUUGAAACAAGGUGUAAGUACAUCAUCAAUUUCUGCACCAAAGAGAAGUACUUUGUAGCACAAAAUUCUCUAGUGUUAUGUUGCUCAUGACAUUGGAUAUUUCAUCGUGUGAUUUCUGACCUUGGCUUACAAUAAUUUUAUUCUCUUCUUUUGCUUCUAA
This is a messenger RNA of Musa acuminata AAA Group (dessert banana), 2789 nucleotides long. Its product is annotated as cullin-1. The transcript is spliced from 19 exons. The record is from RefSeq and is a predicted model, not a curated record. Gene Ontology annotation, cellular component: cullin-RING ubiquitin ligase complex. Gene Ontology annotation, biological process: protein ubiquitination; ubiquitin-dependent protein catabolic process. NCBI's taxonomy places the organism in Eukaryota, Viridiplantae, Streptophyta, Magnoliopsida, Zingiberales, Musaceae. Gene Ontology annotation, molecular function: ubiquitin protein ligase binding. Bases 225 to 2459 code for a protein of 744 amino acids.